This is a messenger RNA of Vollenhovia emeryi, 773 nucleotides long. RefSeq lists its product as uncharacterized. Lineage: Eukaryota; Metazoa; Arthropoda; Insecta; Hymenoptera; Formicidae. The transcript is spliced from 2 exons. Bases 77 to 730 code for a protein of 217 amino acids. The record is from RefSeq and is a predicted model, not a curated record.
UAUAUUGCAUGCUAUUUUAUACAUAAUAUAUCUAAAUAAGUAAUUUUCUAAGAGUACUCUAAGCUUUUCAGCAAAAAUGGUGUGGAGGUACUGUGUGCCAGGAUGCACAUCUUCUGCAAGAGUUCCAGGACAUAGGCUGCCCGCACAAGAUCUUACAGCGCAGAACUGGUUGAAGAUAAUUGGUUUAGAUAACAUGAUUGAUGCACCACAAGAAACAAAGGCAAAAUUAAGGAUUUGCGGCUUACAUUUUUGUGAUGAGAUGAUUGUGACUUAUGGACAGAAGCGGCGUCUCAAAACCAACGCAGUGCCAACAUUGCACCUACCAUGUGCGAAUAUUAUAGCAGAUAGUGAUAACACCAGUUUUGCUGAUGUUGAUACUAUCGCUAUAUUGCCUACUUCAGAUGAUGUAGGAAGCACAUCGAAUUUUGAGCCACAGACAUCACAACAGGAGGUACCGCAAGUGAUAAACAUCAAAACUGUCCACACGGUAGAUGUUUGCCGUCUCCGUAAGAAAGUACGACGUUACCAAAAAACGCUGUACAAAAAAAAAAGGAUAAUCCGGAAGAAUCAAAAGAAGAAACGUCAAGCAGAAAAAAUUAACACUUGGGAAACCAUUACUGCAGAAUUACCUGGCAUUAAAAAGACUUUCAUCGAGAUGAUUUUCCAGAAUUUUCGACAUGCACCACAGGUAUGUUUAUAUUUUAAUACUAAAUAUCUUGCAUAUAUGUAAAUAUAGAUAUAAAUAUAGAUAAAUGUAGAUGUAGAUUUUGUUA